Molecule: messenger RNA, 1560 nt
Organism: Pogonomyrmex barbatus (red harvester ant)
Lineage: Eukaryota; Metazoa; Arthropoda; Insecta; Hymenoptera; Formicidae
Product: putative divalent cation/proton antiporter TMEM165
Biological process (GO): Golgi calcium ion homeostasis; calcium ion transmembrane transport; manganese ion transmembrane transport
Cellular component (GO): Golgi apparatus
Molecular function (GO): manganese ion transmembrane transporter activity; calcium ion transmembrane transporter activity
Source: RefSeq, a predicted model, not a curated record
ACAUAUGAGAGAACUGUGUGAUUAUGUUGAAAUGAUUAAAACUGCAUAUUCUUCGCAUCAAUAAUUCCACAUAUUAAUGACCUAUUAAUAUUUAUUGAUUGAUCUACUCAUGCUUCGUCAGAUUCUGUCCGUAUGGACAAUCCUUGAGUCAAUGCCGGCAACAUUUUCGCUUUCCCCCGACGAAUCGCGUUUACGCUCCGGCGAGCAUGCGGCCUAACCUGACCCUAACCUCCUUCCGGAUUUUACGAAUGAGACAACAUGGCGACCGCGGUACGAUGAAUAAAUGUAGAUACGGAACGAGGACGUUUUUUUUUGAGGUUAUCUCAAGCGCAACGCCUGUUCUCGUACGCACCGUCCGCAAUAAUAAGCUCAUUCUUCAAAGUGUCGCAUGAUGGGGGCCGAGCGCUUGAUUUACGCCUGUUCUCUGAUUUUGAUGUUUUAUCUGUCGGCCGUCAUCUGCGAGAUCGAGCCGCGUUACGAUGAGAAAAUUCAACUGGCCGCGACGUCAACGAAUCUGCCGGAGUUUGUAUCUGAAAAACCACAGGACAGAGUAGGUUUCCUACAUGCUUUCAUUGCGUCUUUGUCAGUCAUUGUGGUGUCUGAGCUGGGGGACAAAACAUUCUUCAUUGCUGCUAUUAUGGCAAUGAAACAUCCAAGACUGACUGUAUUCAUUGGAGCAAUUAGUGCUCUUGCUCUGAUGACUAUUCUGUCAGUGGUAUUUGGAUACGCGGCCACAAUAAUUCCUCGUGCAUAUACUUAUUACAUUUCCACACUUCUCUUCGCUUUGUUCGGAUUAAAAAUGUUACGAGAUGGAUACUACAUGUCGCCGACGGAAGCGCAAGAAGAGCUAGAAGAAGUUCAGUCAGAUCUAAGAAAGAGAGAUGACGAGUACGAAAAGGAGACGACGAGUACUUUAGUUCAGGAUCCCGAAACCGGAGUGAUACGUAAGACCACUAAAAGUAGCGCGCUCAUGCUACUUUCCAGAAUAUUUCUCCAAGCGUUCACUCUUACUUUCCUCGCGGAAUGGGGCGAUCGUUCUCAGUUAACGACUAUUAUCCUUGCGGCAAGAGAGGAUGUUUAUGGUGUUGUGUUGGGUGGAAUAUUGGGCCACUCGUUUUGUACGGGUUUAGCAGUUUUAGGAGGACGUAUAAUCGCUCAAAGGAUAUCAGUGAGAACAGUAACCAUUAUUGGAGGUUUGGUGUUCCUACUUUUUGCUAUAACGGCGCUUUUCGUCAAUCCCGUUGAAAAUGUUUGAGGAUCUCUUUUCCUUAAUUUCAAAGUUUUCUAGCAGUAUUUCGCUCGAUGAAUAUUGUAUAUUGUGUGUACGUUGCGAGAUUAUUAUAUAUUUGUACAGUAUAAUUCUAUUCUAUAGAGUCUUCAUAAGAUUGUGAAGUUAGCCGGAAAUUGUCUUCUUAACAUAGAUAAUAAAAUGUAUAUAAGUGAAAGUUUGAAUAUCGGCAACAAGGAACAAAAUUAUUUCAUAAUUAAAAAUAAUACAAUGUGUACUUCUAAAAUCCAUUUCUAAUCAUUUUAUAAUAAAAAUAAUUGAGGUGCUGCGUA